AUGAGGCACUUGCUGACUAGAUCAGCCUUCGAUCUUCGGGUUGAGCGGCCUGAGCUUGUGCACGCUAGAUCAGGAUACUGGUGUGCACUGGAUCUUGCAUUCUCAGUGGUUCUUUGCCCAGAAAAUGAGCAGGCUCAGAGAGUGAAUGGACACGUCGAAACAUCAAAUGGGAAUUUACAGGAGCAAGUCCUCGCCUGCGAACAACUAGGCCCGGAAGCUGUUUUCGACUUCUUUGAGAAAUGCAUUGAGCUAGCUUCGACAGACGGCCGCAAGGGGGUACUGAGAUUCAUUCUGCCUCGAGAAGAAGGUUACCUCGUACGGACCGAUCUUCUCAAUUUUCGACUGAUUGACUGUGACCACGUGGUGGACCACAUCAGCGAUUUUGGUGCACAUGAACGCAUUUUCACUCCAGUUGCGGCUACUCCAAACUCCAUUGGAGGCCUCGUCGAGCUGGUUGUGGGAUCGAUCGGAGCUCUCUGUGUGCUAGACGGUACCAGCCUUCUUCGCGAGGAGAAGCUACGUCUCUUGGACGCAGAGCUUGAGAAACGAAUUUCAUUUCCCUGGACAUCGAAAAUCCAACCCAGACGAAAGACACUUGUCCUUUUUGAAGGUCGACCAGACAGGGAGUAUGGUCGACAGAUGUACACCGCAGCAGUGGCACUCAAUAUUGACAUUGUUGUGCUUGAUCGCCCUGGUCACUGGAUUGAAGGGCCGAAAUACGCCCACUGGCGAAAGGUAUUCAUACCCAUUGACAUUAUGCCCGAUACCGGGCUUACCGCUCGGAUAGUGGAUGCUGUUCGGAGCUAUGGACAGCCUGUCGAUGGUAUAGUCUGCUUCGCGGAUCCGAUGCUAGUAUCCGUUGCUGAAGCUGCGAAACAGCUGGGUCUCUCCAUGGCAUCACCCGAGGCAUUUGGCAUCUGCACGGACAAGUACAAAUCUCGCACCGCAGCUGGAAUGCCCGCGCUUCGGGUGUCCUCCGUCGAGGCCGUCGACCGCAUCGAUAUUAACGACAACUUCCGAUUUCCUCUCAUUGUGAAACCAAUACUGGGCUGGAACUCUGAGGGAACAUGCAAAGUGGCUGACUUGCAAGAGCUGAAGGCCGCCAUGCAGUCAUUCAAUGCAUCGUUGCGUAGCACUUCUGUGGUGAUUGAAAACUACUGCGACGGACCAGAAGUCAACGCCAAUUUAAUCAUCGCUGAUGGGGACCUCGUGUUCUACGAGGUCAAUGAUGACUUCCCCAAAUCAGGGGACAUGGCUUUGGCAGAAAGUCAUGGCGCUUCAAAUGCUGAGGUCAAUUUCCUGGAGAACGUCACAGCUUUUCCAUCGGCACUACCCAAGUCUGAACAGGACAUGGUCGUGCGCGACCUGCACAAACUUCUCUUGCGUAUUGGCUUCACCACUGGCGUAUUCCAUAUGGAAUCCCGGAUCCAGAACUCGAGCAUGGAAUACAAGGUAGGACCAAAUGGACUUUUGGAUCUCUCAACUCGUCAGAUCGAGGACUCAACCAACCCGAAGCCCACGAAUUUCCUCAUUGAAAUCAACGCACGGCCUCCGGGUCCGCAUGAUUCCCUCCCUUGCACCUUAGCAUACGGUAUUGAUUUACCAGCGGCAUCGAUUCUCUUUGCUGUUGGCGAAACGGAGAGAGCAAGACAGCUGAUGUAUCCUUUCUCGGGCGAGCCGCAGGUUUGGUAUGAAGAAUGGCUGUGUGCGGCACCUCACGGGGGGGAUUUUCCAAUCGGACGAUGUCUGCGUCGAGCUGCUGGAGCGAUGUCCUGA
Molecule: messenger RNA, 1776 nt
Organism: Penicillium maclennaniae
Lineage: Eukaryota; Fungi; Ascomycota; Eurotiomycetes; Eurotiales; Aspergillaceae
Exons: 1
Coding region: 1-1776 (591 amino acids)
Molecular function (GO): ATP binding; metal ion binding
Source: RefSeq, a predicted model, not a curated record